GCGCCUGACAAGUAGUGAAAGGUCUGGCUACGCGAGACUACCUCACAUCCCCGAACAUCCCGGAACUGUUAGACUACUGCAAAAGAAAUCGACGUUCGUACUGUUUGUACAUUGUACUAGGUAAGUUAGACAUACAAAUUUACGUACAGUACACACCACGGUUCGAUAGCACGACGUUGAGUGACUUCGGAAGACCUACAACUAAAUGCCAUGUGAUCAUCGAGUAUGUGUUUGCUCAGUGCUGCAUUUAUCCGUAGGAAUGGCCUACGGAAUCCGUAGGCAAGUAUGAAGGCCAUUUUACCGUAGCCUACGGUAAAAUCCGUAGGAGUGGCAGCCCAGCGUUCAGUGGAGAGUUCAGUGCAAAGCACAUUGUUUAAUUACCGGUCUACGGCGCAUUCACUUACGAGGAAAUCACCAGCAGAAGUUAUGUUGGGCCGAAAGCUUCGGCAGCCCUUAUCCCAGAUGAUUCCUAGGCAAGAUAAGAAGGGAUCACUUCAGCUGAAGAAUGCGGACGAGGUCGUGGCAAGGAAACAGGCAGCGAUGAAGGCAUAUGUAGAUCAUAAAAGGAGAGCUAGAGCCUCGUCCUUUUCUCCUGGAAGUUGGGUAAGAGUAAAGCGUCCGCUAAGAGGCCAUAAGUUGAAGUCGCAAUUGUCCGAUCCAGUAGAAGUCUGGUCAAGGGUAGGGAAGGACACUUACCUGCUACAAGAUGGACGUCUGUGGCAUGCUGACCAAUUAAUUGCUGUGGCGAAGCCAGCUGGUGUUGCAAAUACAGCUGCAGUACUCAGCUGGACUGAUGGGGAAGAGGAGAUCUCAGAAGACAUGACAGGAAAUCAACACGAUGGGGGAAAUGUCGAAGUCGAAGGAGAGGCAGCAAGUGAUGCAGGCACUGCCCAUGAUCAUGAAAAUGAGACAGAAACAACAAGGCCAAAACGAGUGAGGACAAGGCCCAAACGCUUCGAAGAUUUUGAGGUGGAAUAUGCAACUCGAUUAGAAGGGGGAGAAAAUGUUGUGUCACAGUGUUUGUAGAUGCUUGCUAGCAUACGGGAACUGGGGUUUUGCGGUAGAUAAAGGAUGACUGAACCGGUGUUUGAGUCAGUGUUAGAGUAGCGGCCGUUAACGUGUGUUGAAUAGUACAUUGAGUGAAUACACGACAAACGUGAAAUGUGAGAGACAAAUACUCGGACAUCCGGGAUCAUAUCUCGGUCAGUCGCUUUCAUCGCGUUUCUACAAGACGAAUUGAGACGGUAGUCAUGGCUGUUGAAAGGUUCGCUUUGGAUGUUAUGCCACGGAAUAGCCGGUUUUGUCUCUUCAGUUUUUACUGUUACAGGCGGUGAGAAAGGUAAUGGCGUACGGGACAUAAUCUCGGUCACGCGAUUUUGAGAAAGACGGGUUCCUGAGUAGGGUGUAUUGUGUGAUUUUUAGUCUACUGUUGUUCUAGAGCUAUAUUGUCACGAAUGUGUGUCUUUAACUUACUAUUUUUGGCACUUCAAACUUGCAACGUGAUGACUCUGAAUUUUCACGUUUUGUUGGCAGUUAACCAGAGAGUAUUCCUACCUGUUUCUACAUUCUUGACGGGCAGAUGUAAUGAUUCUUUAUCUUGGAUGGGAUGAUUGAUGAUUUUAUCAAGUAGAAUUGCACACAAACUGCUUUUUACUUUUAUCCUCAGGAGAGUUAUGCUGAGAACUUAUGAAAAUGGUGACAUGUUGCCAAAGAGAGAACAAUCUUUCUCAUGACACAGUUCUGAGUCUGAGACAGUUAUGAUAAUUAUUCCAGUGAAGAUAUCCAACCAACCUUCUGUGUAUAGAAUCAGCUAAUUAGCUAAGCAGUGCAUGUUGUUGAUACUAACUGAUGUAGCUAAAAUCUUACAAUCAACAAGAUCGUAGUACAUACACAGUUUACAAGUAUGCAGAGUCCUGGCAUACUCUUGUGACAUUCAACUUGUGCCACAAUGGAAUCAAAGUUUAUCUCCAUGAUCAUCAAUCUAUCACUCACAAAAUUUGAUAAUUAGCACUAAACCACAUGUACUAAAUAAAGGUUAUCUUAAUUAUUAUUGAAAAACAUAGUUUAGACAGGACAACUAACAGUCUAGUUACUAGAAUCUGCUAUAGUUCUACAAAUUCACUACAAAACACUUUCAAUCAGCCUUAGUCGACUAUUACCGUAUGUACAAUGCCCAAUGAAGGUAAGACCACUUACCUGAAAGCUGUAGAACCCAACAACUGCGCUCAUACUGUGACCGACAUUAGGUCCUGUUCAUCUUUUUACUGGGAUUCUUUCGUUCGAACGGGACUGGGAAGAAUCUUUCGUCCCAAUGGGAUUUUCAUGUUUUUCGUCUUCGGUUGAGACGUUGAACUUUCUGAAUGCAAUACAUACACAUUUCGCUCACUUUUACACAGUCUGCAAAGUCUAGUCGUUUUCAGAAACGACGUAGAACUCCUAUGAACCCAAGACAAGUUUGCCUUGGUAAAAUUUUGACGUUAGACGUUAUCUACUAAACCUAAAAAUUGCCUGCGCUGUUAUGGAAACCACUUAAAAUGCUUUUGAGAGUCAGAAAAGCAAAUCAAAGUUUGACGGCCCUGUCAACCAGACCGUACUCGCGCAUCUCGACGGGUAGAUUCGACGCUUUCAUGUUCACGUCUUACGUCUGCCGAUGCUGAAAAUGAAAUGACACUACUUUUCACAAUAGAAGCAACCCAUUCAGUACUUUGAAACAGCUCUAGAUCGGUCGGAAAUGUCGAAAUCCCGUUCAGACGAAUUCGUUCGAAUGGGAUUUUGCUAUCUAGCGUGAUCUUUUGCGCGCAAAACACGACAAAACGUUAGACGAUAAACGUAUAAAAUCACGGCAUUGCUGUCACGAUGGCCAUUGAAGCUUGGAGACGUCAAGAAACGCAAGGUUAGAUUCGGUUGUCCUUGCCGACCAGACCGCACUCGCGCCUUUCGACGACUUAUUCGCCGUUUCAUGCUCUCGCCUUACGUCUGCCGAUGCUGAAAAUGUAAUGUCAAUACUUUUCACAAUAGAAGCAACUCAUUCAGUACUUUGAAACAGCUCUGGAUCGGUCGGAAAUGUCGAAAUCCCGUUCAGACGAAUUCGUUCGAAUGGGAUUUUGCUAUCUAGCGUGAUCUUUUGCGCGUAAAACACGACAAAACGUUAGACGCUAAACGUAUCAAAUCACGGCAUUGCUUUCACGA
Molecule: messenger RNA, 3189 nt
Organism: Corticium candelabrum
Lineage: Eukaryota; Metazoa; Porifera; Homoscleromorpha; Homosclerophorida; Plakinidae
Exons: 1
Coding region: 427-1026 (199 amino acids)
Source: RefSeq, a predicted model, not a curated record